GAAACGGAUUCCAUGGUCGUGGACGCAGGUGCUGCGUGGAACAGCAAUCCAAGAAACAAAUUGAGCCAACAAAUCCCUAAUCUCGAGCAACUUCAAUUUUCAUUACCUUCCUUAACGAAGGAACCAACACCGAUCGAAGGCCAGCCUAGUCACCCCGCAACGAUGAAUAAACCAGAGGGCACAGAAAGCCAAUUUUUUCUUUCUUCGAGAACGAACGGAUCAAAACAGGUCGAAAAGGGCGAACCCGUUUCAACAGUAACCAAUCAAUCAAAGGGCAGAAAGAGUCAAACUUCACCCAUUUUAACAGCGCCCAAAACCAAACAGACCGAAGAAGGUCAACUUCCUCUCAUGUCAACCACAAGCAGUCUAAGGAGCGAAAAGAGUCAUUUUUCUUCUGUUUCAGAAAUGGGCCAAAAGGGGUGCCAAGAAAGUCAAUUGUACCCCUUUCCAACGACAGGCGAACUAAAUCGGAUCAAAGUUGACCAACGUGCUCCCAUUUCUGCAACGACGAAUGAGCCGAUGGACAAAGAGUAUCAUGUUUUCCCCAUCUCAGCAACAAACGAACUGAAAUGGGUCGAAGAGGAUCAACAUGCCCCAGUCUCAACGGGAAUGAAUGAACUAGAGCAGGCCAGAGAGAGUUUGAAUUAUCCUAUCCCUGGAACAAGUUCUUCGAGGGGGACAGUGGGGAAGAGCGAAGAUGCGUGCUUUACAUGUCAAGUUCGCAGGAAGGUACGCUUCUUAGGAGCCUUAUGUAUACUGGUGCGUACGUUAUCUACGCUACCCGAUCACAGACAUGUACGAGGCGCAUUGGGGAUUCCGGAUAUCCAUGUGACGAAUGCUCGGAUGUUCGUCUCCAAUGCUUGCAAAGUGAUGGACAGAGUCGGCCCAUAUGGUUAG
Messenger RNA from Cantharellus anzutake, 897 nucleotides. RefSeq lists its product as uncharacterized. The annotation marks the transcript as partial. The transcript has a single exon. NCBI's taxonomy places the organism in Eukaryota, Fungi, Basidiomycota, Agaricomycetes, Cantharellales, Hydnaceae. The record is from RefSeq and is a predicted model, not a curated record.